AUGGAUGUCUUUGAAAGCUAUAAGAAGGUUGAGUGUGGCGCAGUUGGGUGCCUCUCUAGUGCUAUAGCAGCACAUACACUCGGCAGACAACUAGAAAUAAGCAGCCGCAGCAGCAGCAGCAGCAGCAACACGAGCAGCAGCAGCCGCAGCAACAACAACAACGAAAGCAGGAACAGCCGGAGCAGCAGCAACAGCAACUGCAGCAGCAACAGCCGUGGCAGCAGCAACAACAACUGCAGCAGGAAUAGUAACUGCGGAGGCAGCAGCAACUGCAGCAGCAGCAGCAGCAGCAGCAGCAGCAACUGCUGCAGCAGCAGCAGCAACUGCUGCAGCAGCAGCAGAAGGAUGGUCCUUGCUGGCUUCAUCUGCAGCAAGUCAAAGUUCUUCUCGCGGCGCCUGGUUUCUCUACUCGUUUGCUGCUGCUGCUGCUGCUGCUGCUGCACCUCCACAGCCACAGCCUCCCGCCUCUCCCUUCUGCCAGCAGCAGCAGCUGCAGCAGAGACAGCAGCAGUUAGUGCAGCAGCAAAAGCACCAGCAGCACGACCUGGAUGGGGUUUUCUUGCUGCGGAAGGAGCGCAUAGAAGAUCCCCAGCAGCAGCAACAGCAACAGCAACUGCAGCAGCAGCAGCAGCAGCAGCAACAGCUUUGACAGCAGCGUCUUCUCUUCGGUCUCCACCGGCAUUUUUGCUGCGAGGUUUAAAUUCAGGGGUCUCGACCCCCCGAAGUCUGCUGCUGCUGCAGCAGCAACAGGUGCAGCAGCAGCAGCAGCAGCAACAGGUGCUGCAUGCAAAGUGCUGCUUCGAUUUAACUCUACCCGAAGACACCAGGAAACGGCGCAGCAGGAAGGGAGCCGCACGAAAUCCGCUGAAGAGACUCCUAAAAAUACCCAGAGGGGGUUGGAGACCCAGCAGCAGCAGCAGCAGCAGCAGCAGCAGCAAAGCCAGCGGCAGCAACAGGAGCAAGAGCAGCAGCAGCAGCAGCAGCAGCAACAGCAACAGCAGCAGCACGACGGCUCUCAAUGCUCUAACACACCAAACUGAAGGCGUUGGUGAGGCAGCGGACCAAACAGCAGCAGCAGCAACAGCAGCAACAGCAGCAACAGCAGCAACACCAGCAGCAGCAGCAGCAGCAGCAGCAGCAGCAGCAAAAAUGGAGAAUUGGUCGUACGUUGACAUUGGGGCGAACCUCUGCGACCCGAUGUUUGAAGGAAAGUACUUCGACAAACAAAAACACCCCCCAGAUAUGCAAAUGGUUUUGGAGAGGGCUGCUGCAGCGAAAGUAGAAAAAUUAAUUCUAACUACGGGCGCAUUCAAUGAAUUUAAGACAAACCUCCGCAUUGCUGAGGCUUACGACCCAGAGUGUAAACGCCUCUUCCUUACUUUGGGCGUCCACCCAACACGCUGCAAUGAAUUUGCUGCUGCUCCUGCUGCUGCAGCGAGCAGCAGCAGCAGCAGCAGCAGCAAAGAUGAGUUUAAUUCAUUUGCAGCAAAAGUAGAGGGGGGCGGCCUACGGCUGGGGGAUUACCCUGCUGUGUACGUACAGCACCUGUUCGAGCUGUACAUGCUGCAGCAGCAGCAGCAGCAACAGCAGCAGCAGCAGCAGCAGCAGCGGCGGCGCGUUGUUGCAGUGGGAGAGAUAGGGUUAGAUUAUGAUCGACUCAGCUUCUGUGAUGCAGACACCCAAAAAAAGUGUUUUGAAUUUCAAUUGGCUUUAGGCCACGUGCUGCAGCUGCCUUUGUUCCUGCACAUGCGGAACGCAGCAGCAGACUUUCUUGAAAUCCUGCAACGCCGAGAAGGAUUAUGGAAGGGGAGAGGCGCAGUUGUGCAUUCGUUUACGGGCUCUGCUGAAGAGGCUAAGCAGCUCUUGGACGCGGGGCUGUACAUCGGCAUCAAUGGCUGUUCACUGAAAACAAAAGAAAACCUCGAGGUCGUUCGCCAGUUACCCCUCUCCCGCAUCCUAUUGGAAACCGAUGCUCCCUGGUGUGGAAUGAGGCCAACGCAUGCUGGUUUCGCCCUUUUGAAUCAAGAGCAGAAGUCCGCUCUAGAUGGUGUUAAGCCCGAGAAAUGGGCGAGCAGCAGCCAAGUUAAGGGACGCAACGAACCUUGCAAUAUACGGGUUGUUGGGGAAGUUGUGCGUCAGCUGGUGGCUCCGGAGCUCUCAGAGAAGGAUUUCUGUUCACAGAUAUACAAGAACACCUUGUCUGUCUUUCCACUCCUCGAAGAGGAGCAUUGA
Molecule: messenger RNA, 2232 nt
Organism: Eimeria acervulina
Lineage: Eukaryota; Apicomplexa; Conoidasida; Eucoccidiorida; Eimeriidae
Product: hydrolase, TatD family domain-containing protein, putative
Exons: 11
Coding region: 1-2232 (743 amino acids)
Cellular component (GO): cytosol
Molecular function (GO): 3'-5'-DNA exonuclease activity
Source: RefSeq, a predicted model, not a curated record